Messenger RNA from Cylindrotheca closterium, 1107 nucleotides. The record is from the annotation of a GenBank genome assembly. NCBI's taxonomy places the organism in Eukaryota, Bacillariophyta, Bacillariophyceae, Bacillariales, Bacillariaceae.
AUGAGGACUGUCCUACAAAGAUCCAACCACACCAGACGUUUCUUUUCGUCUCAGGUGGCUGUCACAAAGUCCUCAGGGUCCGCAUCCCGGCUGGAGUCCUUGCGCGAGCAGCUUGCCGCCGAAGCCUCCAAUGAACUUGAUGAUUUUGCUGCCGGAGCCAAGCCCGUCCGACGCAAGGCACCAAAGCGAUCCAAGAAGAUUCUUCCCAAGCCCAGGUGGCUCAAAGCCAAGCCUGCAGACUCAGAGAACUACCAAAAGCUUCGCAGCACAGUGCGUGAUUUAGGUUUGGCCACGGUUUGUGAGGAAGCGCGUUGUCCGAAUAUUGGUGAAUGUUGGGGUGGAGGCGAAAAUGAGACAGCCACUGCCACGAUUAUGAUCAUGGGUGACACGUGUACCAGAGGAUGUCGCUUUUGUUCUGUCAAAACAUCCAAAGCACCACCGCCAUUGGAUCCAGAGGAACCAGAAAAGGUGUCAACAGCAAUCGCCAAAUGGGGACUUGAUUAUGUUGUAUUGACCAGUGUUGAUCGGGAUGAUUUGGAAGACCAAGGUGCCAAUCAUUUCCGCGAGGUCGUUCAAAAGUUGAAGGAGAAGAAACCAGAUUUGUUGGUAGAAGCAUUGACGCCCGAUUUCCAGGGUAACAAGGAUCUGAUUCAUGCAGUGGCCACCUCUGGAUUGGAUGUCUUUGCUCAUAACGUGGAAACAGUAGAAAGGCUUACACCUUUUGUUCGGGAUCGACGUGCGGAGUAUCAACAAUCCUUGGAAGUUCUGCGAUAUGCCAAGUCAUUGGGUGGUUCCUUGACAAAGACCUCGAUUAUGCUUGGGCUUGGAGAGACAGACGAAGAAAUUCAGACGACGUUGGAGGAUCUACGAGCGGCAGGAGUCGAUGUUGUAACAUUUGGACAAUAUCUGCAACCAACCAAGCAGCACUUGCCUGUCAAAGAAUAUGUGACUCCUGAAAAGUUUGAGGAAUUGAAACUCAAGGCUGAUGCUAUGGGAUUCACAUACGUAGCGUCUGGUCCACUCGUUCGUUCUAGUUACAAGGCGGGCGAGUUCUUUUUGAAGAACUAUCUUGAAGAACAAAAGGCAAAGCAAGCUGCAGCAGUUUAG